ACUAAUCAAAUUCCGCCGCCGCUAGCCCUCACUCUCGCCUCUCUCUUCUCUUCUCACUUCUGUCUUUCUUUUCCAGAAGAACCCGAAACAGAGGUGCCCGCCCACUCUGUAAGAGAACGCCACCUUUCUUUCUCAUUCUCCUCAUUCUCUUGCCUUUCUUCCUCUCGUUCUCUCUCUUCUCACCGGCUUCUUUGAGACGAGAAGCAAGAAGAGGAAACACUAAACCCCACAAAUCAGAACCCUUCUUCUCGCCUUCUCUCGAUCUGCCCUCUCUCCUUCGUCGGCGGCCACAAAAUCCCGACCCAUCUACGUCAAAUCUACCGGAGCGCGUCGAUCUUGGUAUGAUCAACAUGCAGGCUUCUUUUCUCUUGAUUCGUAUGUUUUUUAUUUUUGAUUCUGAUAAUUUUUUAUUGUGGGUGCCUGGAUUUGGACGAGUGGAGAAAGAAAAGGGGGAGGGGGCAAAAAUCAUUGGCAAUGAGAUUAUUCCGUCGAUAAUGGUGAUUUCUAGGUGUUGUUUUUUAUUUGCAUGUCGAGUUUUCUUGAUAUUUGGAGGGUUUUCUGUUCUAUUCUGAUUUUUUUUAUAUUGUAUUUUGAUUUUUUUGUUUGGAUUCAACGAGGGGAGAAUAAGGGAGACUUGGGCGGCUAGGGUCUUCGCCGACAAGCCUUUGCCGGCGGUAGUGUGCCAACGGCGACAGGUGGGGUUUUGAUUUCUGAGAUUUUUACUGUUGAUUUAAUAUUCACCCAAUUGAUUCUGACUUCUAUUAUUGUAUUGAUGCAGGUAAAAAAGACAGAUCUAGGUAGGUUUACUAAGACUCUUGAGAAAUUUUUAACUAAAAAAAAAAUUGGCUAUAGACUCAAUGAUUUGCAAACCUAAAUGCUAAAAACAAUGGUUGUGUAUGUGUUCUGGAAUUUUGGUGUUUGGUGGAUUCGGUCUAUGGUUUGGAUCUAAUUCCAGAUGUGCUAGAAGUUGCUAAAAACUUGUUUUUCGGUAGUUGAAGUAUAGUUAACAUGUUGUAAAUUGGUAUUUUGGCGAUUGGAAUCAUUGCUAUUGUUAGUGAUUUUGCUAGAGCAUGGACUAAAUCACUGCUACUGCUUGAUUAUAUUAAAUUUUGGACUCUAAAUCACUGCUACUGCUUGUGAUUUAUUUAGAUUAUGAUUUUUGAUUGGUAAACCGGUAAGGGUUUGUGAAUCAAAAAUUCGAGUGUGAUAUGGUUGAUUAGUUUUGGAUUUAAUUUGUUUAUGUAUGAUGAUCUAGUGUUUAUCAAUUAUAUGCUGAAAGGGAAUUUGAAAGCAUGGCAGAAAAUUAAAGUAGAUUAUCAAUUGAUGAGAAAAGUAGGUAAAUGCUCAAUUGAAAGAAACUUGGUGUUGAAAUUAGUACGAGCAAAUUCUAUUGUAAGUAAAUAGAUUGCUUGAAUAUAAAGGGGUUUGUAAAGUACAACAUUUGAAUAUAAAUGGGCAAGUAGAUAGACGAUUAUGACUGUACAAUGAUUGAGCAUGAAUUUGACGAAAACAAAAAUGAGAUAAGAUCUAUUAAAGGGAUGAAAGAGUAAGAGCACCAAUCUGGUUGGAGUUUCUUGGCAUAAGAAAGGCUUUCUUCUGCUUAAUGUCACAAAUUUAUGCGUUAAUCUCGUGUAAAAGAUUUACACGGAUGUUAAGAAAAACAAGCUAAAACUAUUUCUGUGUAUUUCUAUAAUGCAGUUUUUUUCUUUUCCCCAAAUCGCCCCCCCCCCCCCCCCAAAAUGAGAGCUGACGAGUCUCUUAAAUAACAAAAACAACACCAUGUGUUGCUACCUGAUUUUAGCAUUUCUUUAUUCCGACUUUGAAAGGUGUGCCUGGUCGGCUGGAUAGGAUAUGGUCAGACCGAAUUGGUCAAGUUUGGUUUAUGUUUGGAUUUUCUUGGACCAGAGUAUGGGCCGAAUUGGACUUGCUCUUUGGGUUUAAUCAGAUCUGAGCUCUAGUUUGAGAACUGACUGGUUUUUCUUUUCUUUUGCAGGUUGGUUUCGCUUUGGGCCCAAAAGAAAGAGCAAAAAGGCCUAGUCUUGAUCUGAUUGGUGCCCCAAAUUUUGUAGAGUUAGCAUUAGUCAUUGUAAUUAAUUCUAAUUCUAAUUCUUGCUUUAUUUAAAGGUCAUUACCCAAGUUGUACGAAAGUUGUACGUAUCAACUUUGAAUCUUUGAUAAUAAAGCUCAUUCCACUAUUCAAUUUGUCCCAUUUCAAACACCGAAUCCAAAUCCAAACUCGAGCAACAAAAUUUGCACCAUAGUCAUUUCUUCCAUCCAAUUGAGAAUUUAUAUUUAAGAUUUGCCACAGCUAAUCUUAAUUUAAACGGAUCCUUAACUAAUUAUGCCAUAGAAUCGACUAGGAGCAAAUUUGAUAAUUGCUGGUUCAUAUUGACUUGCAACUGCUAGUCUCAACAAAACUAUCUUCGGUUUCCUUUUUAAAUAUAAUCGUAGUACGACGUUACAAUAAUUAUUUUCAAUAAAACGAUUAUGCCGGACAAAAUGUGGUGUCUACAGUUGGUGCUGCACGUGAUUCAAGAGGUCGACCACAUGGAAGUUAUGAGUCCUUGUUAUCAUUAUUUAUGACUGAUUCUGUUGGUUUGAAACGUAAUUUUUACGAGCAAAAGAACCACCCACAUCGACAUACAUAAGCAAAAAAGACGCAGGACCUAAUCCUAUAUAAGGUCAACCACUACAUUUUAAAGGUCGACCGUGAUAAGUCAUCAGGGUGCCCACAUUAGUGUAUUCGGGAACCUCACAAAACUGAAACGACAUAUUAGGUCGACCUAAUCCUAUAUAAGGCCGACCUAAAAGUGUAUAUUAGGUCGACCUAAUUCUAUAUGAGGUCGAUCUAAAAAUGCAAGCUAUGGUGACAUGCAUGUCACCAUAGGCAUACCCUAACAGUCUGUUUGGUACCAAAUGAAUCGAGAAUUCAUUUCAUAGUAAAAUGAAUUACCGUAUAAAAUUCGUUGUCAAAUGAAAUCCUGUGUUUGGUAUGUCAUAUUCAAAUCUUUAAAAAUAAAAUGAAUGUAAAAUUCAUUCUCAAAUGAAUUACUUUGUUUGGUAUGUCAUAUAUAUAAGUAAUUUAGUUAAUAAAAGAGGAUAAUUAUAUCAUAUUAUUAUAAAUAUAAAUUAUUGUGGAAUUCGUUUGGAAAUUCCAUCUCAAUUCCUCGGAAUUGCUAUAACUAGUUCCAAUUUUAGAAUUGAAAAUGAACUCUUUUAAAUAUCAAACACAAAAAUAUUUCAUUUCAAAAUAAAUUUCUUAAAAUUUAUGGAAUUCAUUUAUACUAAACGGUAUGUAAGGUAUCUAAUAAUUAAGUAUCAAUUUUUUUUUAACUCAAAGCCAUUGCGAUUAUGAAAACAUAGAUAAUCUCAUUCCAACCAAUUUUUGGUUUUGGUUUUGGUUCUUUUAAGAAAUCAGAUCAGCAAUACAGUGGCGUGUUUUCUUGGCAGAGUUACAAACUAGAAACGGUGUCGUUUCAGCCCUCUCGCGACAAAUAAAAUGAUGAACCCUAGUUCGAGGAAGGUUUCUUCUCGUUCAGUUGCCCACUGCGCUCACUUCUUCCCUCAACAUCUCUGCAGCAGCAGCCGAAGAACCCUAAUCGCCACCGUUCUCGCGUCAUGGCCGUCGGGAAGAACAAGCGGAUCUCCAAGGGUAAGAAGGGAGGCAAGAAGAAGGCAACCGACCCCUUCGCCAAAAAGGAUUGGUAUGAUAUCAAGUCACCUUCCAUUUUCGAAGUCAGGAACAUUGGCAAGACCCUCGUCAGCAGAACCCAGGGGACUAAGAUUGCCUCUGAAGGGCUGAAACAUAGAGUUUUCGAAGUAUCUCUUGCUGACCUUCAGAAAGAUGAGGAUAACGCCUACAGAAAGAUCCGCCUUAGGGCAGAGGAUGUGCAAGGAAAGAACGUCCUCACCAAUUUCUGGGGAAUGGACUUCACAACAGACAAGCUCCGUUCUCUUGUCCGCAAGUGGCAGACGUUGAUCGAGGCCCAUGUUGAUGUGAAGACAACUGAUAACUAUACCUUAAGGAUGUUUUGCAUUGCCUUCACAAAGAGGCGUCCCAAUCAGGUCAAGAGGACUUGCUAUGCCCAAUCAAGUCAGAUCCGACAGAUUCGCAGGAAGAUGAGGGAGAUCAUGAUCAACCAAGCACAGUCUUGUGAUUUGAAGGAUCUAGUGAAGAAGUUCAUCCCUGAAAGCAUCGGGAAAGAGAUUGAGAAGGCCACUGUCGGGAUCUACCCUCUCCAGAAUGUUUUCAUCCGAAAGGUCAAGAUCCUCAAGGCUCCCAAAUUUGAUCUUGGGAAGUUGAUGGAGGUCCAUGGUGAUUACUCGAAUGAGGAUGUUGGUGUGAAGGUGGAGAGGCCGGCUGAUGAGCCAAUGGCGGAAGCAGCACCUGAGACCGAAGUUGUAGCUUGAUAAACUCAGGAGACACUGUUGGUUUCCCGAUUGUGACAGUCGUUUGAACUGGCUUUACAGUAGAGUAUUUGAAAGAAGUUUUGCUGGGAUUUAGUUAUUUUGGAAACAAAUGUGAACUGUAGAGGUCUAUUAUCUAUCGGGGUAAUAUGUGAGAGAUCCAUCCUCGGAAGACUAAUCAUCGACUUCAGCUUCUCCAGUUUUGCAUUAAACAUAGCCAGUUGAUUUACGGUGAUGUUCAAUCUUAUUUUAGUCAAACCUUAUGGUUUCCCAUUAUAUUCGUUAGAAAGAUUAAAUGUAAUGGGUUGAG
Messenger RNA from Linum trigynum, 4717 nucleotides. Lineage: Eukaryota; Viridiplantae; Streptophyta; Magnoliopsida; Malpighiales; Linaceae. The record is from the annotation of a GenBank genome assembly.